AUGACUAACUGGAAGCAAACAUUAAUAGACUCAGAGAUUUCUCUAGGGCUUCGCUCCCCCUCUCACAUAUACGCUGUCGCUAGGGAUCGCCGAGAGUCGCCCGGGUUAGACUCCGCGAUGCAUACCGUUAAGGCCUCGGAGUCCUGGGAUCUUGCGAAUAUUGAUAGCGAUGGUGAUGGCUACAUCUUGCGUUCAGAACUGAAGAAAUACUUGCUUAAUACACCCGUCAGUGAUGUUCCCUUAACAGAUGACAUGGUUGACAGUAUGUUAUACCAUGUAGACUAUAAUAAUGAUGGGUAUAUCAACUUGCAAGAAUUUUAUGCACUGGUAAACGUUCCAGUUGAUGCUGGCACACGAUCAGUGGUACAGAGAACACUUGUUGCAACAGCAUUCUCUAUUGCACCAAGAUCCCAAGUGUCUCAUGGAGAUCGGCAUUAUAUUGCUGAGUACUCCUGUUGCCCACCACCUUUGGUUAUUCCUUUGUUUUGUGCUGCUGAGGUAUGUGUAUUUAUAUACUAUGCUGUGAAUGGGAAUGUUGGUCCAUAUUCCCCUGUCCCAUGGGAACUUCCUCUGAUUUAUGACCCAUAAACGACCCUGGAGGCCUGGAGAUUCAUCUCGUACAUGUUCCUUCAUGCUGGUUACGUCCAUUCUGCUGUCAAAUGUUAUGGUGCGCUUUUGUUUGUGUGGCAUUCCAUUGGAGAUGGUUCCGUUGGUGGCGACUCCUUCAUCCUGUACCUUGCAGGAGUUAUUGCGGGAUCUCUAGCUGCUUCUAUUGUUGAUCCCCAGUCUUACUUAGUUGGUGCGUCUGGUGGUUGUUAUGCCCUGAUUGCUGCCCAUUUGGCUAACGUCAUUAUAAACUGGGGAGAGAUGCCUUUCAACUGGGUCAGACUGCUGGUCCUGAUCACACUGAUGGGUACUGACAUCGGAGUCUUUGCCUACAUGACUCUCACCAUUCAAGCACAAGAAGCAGGGACCCAAAGCCCUUUCUCGCAGGUCCAGACGAGGGAUAGAGUUACCAUGCACAUCUGGAUCAUUAGCAUUACAGUAAACGCUCCACGAGAGCCACCCUCACCGCAGAACCAACUGCAGGAUCUCCGAACCGAUCUUCUGCCGCAGCAUCAGCUCCCAUCUCCCUCCGACCCUUAUCACGAAACAUCAGAGGGACUUUUCCCAUACCAGUGA
Penaeus vannamei (Pacific white shrimp) is the source of this 1182-nucleotide messenger RNA. NCBI's taxonomy places the organism in Eukaryota, Metazoa, Arthropoda, Malacostraca, Decapoda, Penaeidae. The record is from RefSeq and is a predicted model, not a curated record.